AGAAAGAGUGGGGGCGUGGUCCUUCAGACUGAUGACGGUCCUCCCCCCCCGACCAGCCAGAGGAGAUGAUGCGCACGCAGCCCGCAGCCUCUAAAAGUCUCCUUCUUCAACUUGGACACGACGGCGCGUAACAUCCAGCAAGUUUAUUUUUUAUUUAUUUAUUGUUAGACACUUUUAUUUUAACGCUUCUGACGGAGACUAAAUGUCCCAUGAACACUUGCAGGGACGGUAACGAUGACAACGCGACAACCUGAGCCCGUUGUUGUAUGCGGGAGUGACACUAUAUGCGCAUUUUACGCUUUUAUUUCUCUAAACUUUGCUUGAAGAGUUAUUUAUAGACCUUACUUGUUUAUUUAAGUGUCGCAUAUUACAAGAACUCGGUGUUUCAGCCUCCUUACAUGACUGAAAACACAAACCCUCCAUUUCACCCAUAAUUGGAGACCUCACCGGGGUAAGAUGCAGCGCGAGCGCCUGCUCAAAGUCUUGGUCAUCGGCGAUCUCGGAGUGGGCAAAACGUCCGUGAUAAAGCGCUACGUGCACCGGGUCUUCUCCCAGCAUUACCGCGCCACCAUCGGGGUGGACUUCGCCCUCAAGGUGCUGAACUGGGACCAGCAGACGGUGGUGCGGCUGCAGCUGUGGGACAUCGCCGGGCAGGAACGCUAUGGCAACAUGACCCGUGUGUACUACCGGGAGGCUGUGGGGGCCCUGGUGGUCUUCGACAUGACCCGGCUGUCCACGUUUCAGGCUGUCCUCAAGUGGAAAGGAGACCUGGACUCCAAGGUGGCGCUCAACAACGGGACGCCGGUUCCAGCCGUCUUAUUGGCCAACAAGUGCGACCAGCGGAGUCACGGCUUGUGCCCCAAGCUGCCCAAGCUGGAGAACUUCUCCAGGCAGCACGGAUUCGUGGGCGGGUACGAAACCUCCGCCAAGGACGACACCAACAUCGACGCCGCCAUCACGUGCCUGGUGAACAGCAUCCUGACCGCGGAGGAUGAGAGGGCCUCGGGCGACGCCACGGCAACCGCUGCCAGAACCAAAGAGGAAGGCGGCGUUCUGGUUCUGCCUCGCUUCGACUACAGCGCGAAGGAGAAGGGACUCCGUGGGUGCUCAGGGUGCCCCUCGCUUCAGCCCAGAGACGGGGACCAGGACUGAAGGAGAAGGGACUCCGUGGGUGCUCAGGGUGCCCCUCGCUUCAGCCCAGAGACGGGGACCAGGACUGAAGGAGAAGGGACUCCGUGGGUGCUCAGGGUGCCCCUCGCUUCAGCCCAGAGACGGGGACCAGGACUGAAGGAGAAGGGACUCCGUGGGUGCUCAGGGUGCCCCUCGCUUCAGCCCAGAGACGGGGACCAGGACUGAAGGAGAAGGGACUCCGUGGGUGCUCAGGGUGCCCCUCGCUUCAGCCCAGAGACGGGGACCAGGACUGAAGGAGAAGGGACUCCGUGGGUGCUCAGGGUGCCCCUCGCUUCAGCCCAGAGACGGGGACCAGGACUGAAGGAGGGAUGGAGGGACGGCUCCAUGAAAUAAUAAUGUAGUUAUUGUAC
Molecule: messenger RNA, 1541 nt
Organism: Cyclopterus lumpus (lumpfish)
Lineage: Eukaryota; Metazoa; Chordata; Actinopteri; Perciformes; Cyclopteridae
Exons: 4
Coding region: 457-1152 (231 amino acids)
Biological process (GO): vesicle-mediated transport
Cellular component (GO): Golgi apparatus; vesicle; trans-Golgi network
Molecular function (GO): GTPase activity; GTP binding
Source: RefSeq, a predicted model, not a curated record